This is a messenger RNA of Habropoda laboriosa, 1871 nucleotides long. RefSeq names its product solute carrier family 52, riboflavin transporter, member 3-A-like. NCBI's taxonomy places the organism in Eukaryota, Metazoa, Arthropoda, Insecta, Hymenoptera, Apidae. Gene Ontology annotation, cellular component: plasma membrane. Gene Ontology annotation, molecular function: riboflavin transmembrane transporter activity. Bases 555 to 1871 code for a protein of 438 amino acids. Gene Ontology annotation, biological process: riboflavin transport. The record is from RefSeq and is a predicted model, not a curated record. The transcript has 2 exons.
ACAAUUCAAUACACGUAGUCGCAUAUGUCAAUAGUGCAUGCGCACCUGGCAAAUAUCAAAUUCGGUGAAUCUCAUCGUAGCUGCAACGUUUAUUUGUGAUUAAGGUUAUGUUCUCCACAAGAUGAAGAAAGAAGAAAAAUGUCUUGAGACAGUGUUAAUUGAUUGCAAAUAAAUCGGUGUGGUGAACGGUGGUCCUGGAAGCAUUUAUAUGUAGGAACGGGUGGUAACAACGAAUAGUCUAUCAAUUAACCGAUACAGUAUUGAAUAAUCUUCAAGACUUGGUGGUACAUCGAAUGAUCUUCUCCUCUUUGUAAUUGGCAUAUUAUCUUAAUUACCGUCGGUUAUUGUACAAGAUACCAUUAGAGAUUAUAUUUUUUACCGUUAAGAUAUCGAGGAUUACGGAAGACAUUUUUAGUCAUCUAUGCAGCUUAUAUUGUUACGUGCCUACAGUUGUAAAAGUCAACUACUUUUGACAAAAAAAAGCUAAAAAAACGGCGGCAGCAAAGGAGAAGGUUCAUCAGCAAGGUCAACUGACCUAUUUGGAUCCACUGUUGAUGAAUGACAAAAGACACAAGAUGUUGAGCCAAAGAUUAAGUAAUAGAAGAUUAUUUGUUGACCUGCUUGCACUAAUGUUUGGACUUGGUGCAUGGGUUGGUGUGAAUGGCAUAUAUGUUCAAAUGCCACUUCUUGUGAACAGUGCUCCAGAAGGAUGGAGUCUUCCCGCACAUAUGGUUAUGCUAGUUCAAUUUGCCAACUUGGGACCAAUACUUUAUACAUUAUACAUAAAAUACAGCAAAUGGGCAUGUGAUAAAUAUAUUACAUAUGUACUUCUAGCAGCAGGAGCACUGUCUACAUUUAUAUUAGCUUUUGUAUAUGAUAAAACAACAAUAAUAGUUGGCAAUGAGCAUUCCACUGCUCUAUUGUCAUUGAUGUUUGUAACUGCCACUGUUGGAUGUACGAGUUCCGUUCUUUUCAUGCCAUACAUGAGAAACUAUAGAGAAAUUUAUUUGGUGUCCUAUCUUGUAGGAGAAGGACUCAGUGGAUUUGUGCCAAGUGUAGUGGCAUUAAUUCAAGGUGUUGGUGGAAAUCCAGAGUGCUUAAACAUUACCACGGCUGAAUCUACUAAAGUAGAAUUCACACUUUAUUAUCCAGAACCCAGGUUUUCAUCUCACAUCUUCUUUAUUUUCCUUGGUACCUUGCUGUCCUUAUGUUACUUCGCUUUCUUGGGACUGAAUAAUUUAUCUAUUGCUGCUGGAGAGCGUGUAAAAUACCCAGGAAGCAUGGAAACAUUACCAACAGAUACAAAAGCACCUCCUAGUUAUAAAACCAAUGCUGGUUGGAAAAUGUCUAAACAAGUUUAUUCCUAUUUAUUAAUUAUGAUGGCAGUGGUUUGUUUCUUAGGUAAUGGUACAUUACCAAGUAUUCAAUCUUAUUCUUGUUUGCCAUAUGGGAAUGUUGCAUAUCAUUUAACUGUUACAUUGUCAUCAAUGGCUGGUCCAUUGGCAAUGUGUUUAGGUUUUUUUAUUAAAAUGCCAAAAGUGAAUUACCUUAGUGGCCUUAUGGUCAUUCUUGUAGCACUUUCUGGAUUUAUUUGUUUCUUAGCUGUUAAAUCACCCAAUCCACCUUUACAGUACAGUUGGGUAGGUGAAUUCUUAGUUGUUAUGUCUUGGAUAUUAAUUAGUGGUUUAAUAGGGUUUAUAAAAUUGAGUAUUACAACGUUGUUUAGACCUGAUCCUGGCAGGGGUCUGUAUUACACUGGUGUUGCAACUCAAGUUGGAUCUCUUGUAGGGGCAGUAAUGACAUUUGUUCUAGUUAAUCAUGCAAAAUUAUUCCAUUCUUAUUCACCAUGUUCAGUGAUUUCAGUACAUUGA